GUAGAUUUUUUAUUUUAUGAUUAUUAAAUUCUAUAUCCAUCAUUUCAAAUUGAAGAUGUAUCAUCAACUGGGCUAGGGUUCAUAAAACUCAGUCGUUUACAAGAAGGAGGGAAACGGCGGCUAUAGCGAAACUCGCUAGUCGUUUUACGUUCUCUCUAUUCCUUUCCGUUUCGCGUUUCUCUUUCUCUCUCUAAACGUAACCGUUUUCUUUCUCUCUCUCUCUCUCUCUCUUUUUCUCUUGGAGAUGGAUGGUACGGUGCUUGAUGAUAUCAUAAAGAAGCUUGUAUCAGCGAAGAACGGAAGAACAACGAAGCAAGUUCAUCUUACCGAGGCUGAUAUUCGUCAGCUUUGUACUUCUGCUAAGGAGAUCUUUCUCAGUCAGCCUAAUCUUCUUGAACUUGAAGCUCCUAUCAAAAUUUGUGGAGAUGUCCAUGGCCAGUUUUCAGACCUUUUAAGGCUGUUCGAAUACGGGGGAUACCCACCUGAGGCAAAUUACUUAUUUCUUGGAGAUUAUGUUGAUCGUGGUAAGCAGAGCAUAGAGACAAUAUGCUUGCUCCUUGCAUAUAAAAUCAAAUACAAGGAGAACUUCUUUCUUCUCAGGGGCAACCAUGAAUGCGCCUCCAUCAAUCGUAUUUAUGGUUUCUACGAUGAGUGCAAGAGGAGGUACAAUGUUCGUCUCUGGAAGACGUUUACUGAUUGCUUUAAUUGUUUACCGGUUGCUGCUCUAGUAGAUGAGAAGAUCCUUUGCAUGCAUGGGGGACUUUCUCCUGAACUUAAAAACUUGGAUCAGAUACGGAAUAUUGCUCGCCCUAUUGAUGUGCCAGAUCAUGGCCUUCUCUGUGACCUUCUGUGGGCUGAUCCUGAUAAAGAUCUUGAGGGAUGGGGAGAAAAUGAUCGAGGUGUUUCAUUCACAUUUGGGGCUGACAAGGUUGUCGAGUUUCUUGAGCAUCAUGAUCUUGAUCUGAUAUGUAGAGCUCACCAGGUUGUAGAAGAUGGAUAUGAGUUUUUUGCCAAACGUAAGCUGGUGACUGUAUUCUCUGCACCAAAUUACUGUGGUGAGUUUGAUAAUGCCGGUGCUAUGAUGAGUGUGGAUGACUCAUUGACAUGCUCUUUCCAGAUACUGAAGUCUUCCGAUAAGAAGGGCAAAGUUGGAUUUGGCAAUAACUCAUCAAGACCUGGAACUCCACCUCAUAAGGGUGGGAAGAAUUAAUUAACAUACUCGAGCUAUGUAACUAUAAGGUCAGUGAGCUGGAUGAUGGCUUUCAUUCUCCACAUAGGUUAAAGGUUUAUAUUUCUGCUACCUGGCAUGGUUGAUGAUUCACAAGAUGUUUACAUUUUCCCUGCCUUCCUUUGCAACGAUAACUGAAGACAGUAUGGCAGGGACAUGGCACUUUUUAUUGUGCGACUUCAAUUGACCCCCUAUCCUUGUUUCUUUCUUUCUUAUUUUUUUUAGUUUCUUUUCUUCUUCUUCUUCUUAUUAUUAUUGAUGUACAAUGGAAAUUCAAACUCCAUAAAGGGUGAUCUUGUUAUGGUAUUGCGAAAAUUUUAAUAUAAGAUUGCUUCGACUUUA
Molecule: messenger RNA, 1570 nt
Organism: Medicago truncatula (barrel medic)
Lineage: Eukaryota; Viridiplantae; Streptophyta; Magnoliopsida; Fabales; Fabaceae
Product: serine/threonine-protein phosphatase PP1
Exons: 4
Coding region: 245-1210 (321 amino acids)
Cellular component (GO): cytoplasm; nucleus
Molecular function (GO): protein serine/threonine phosphatase activity
Source: RefSeq, a predicted model, not a curated record